GGAAGGCAAGUUGCAUUGCAACAUCUGCGAGCAAAGUCAAACGCCCGUUAACUUUUUCAGUCUGGCCCUGGGCUCUGUGGCGUCCAUCUCUCCUUCCCUUUCUUCUUUCUUGGCGGACCUUGGACAGGAAUCUCUGCAGUGCAGUGGUAAAGCGUGGCUGCCCCAGCGUCCUGACUCAUGUGAGAGCUGCCCCAGGGGAAGAGGCCACGACCAUGGGGGAUGUGAAGCUGGCUGCCUCGACACACGUUUCUAAAGCCUCCCUCAGUGUGGAUCACUCGAAAGUCGGCUCCAUGCCCCUGACCGAGGCCCCUGCUUUCAUUUUGCCCCCUCGGAACCUCUGCAUCAGAGAAGGAACCACCGCCAAGUUUGAAGGGCGGGUCCGGGGUUACCCAGAACCCCAAGUGACGUGGCACAGAAACGGGCAGCCCAUCACCAGUGGGGGCCGCUUCCUGCUGGAUUGUGGUAUCCGGGGGAGUUUCAGCCUCGUGAUUCAUGCUGUCCGUGAGGAGGACAAGGGAAAGUAUACCUGUGAAGCCACCAAUGGUAGUGGUGCCCGCCAGGUGACAGUGGAGUUGACGGUAGAAGGGGGCUUCAUGAAGAAGCAUGGUCAGCCUUUUGUUUCCAAAACCUUGGGGGACAGAUUCGCAUCCUCCACAGUGGAGACCCGUCCUAGCAUCUGGGGAGAGUGCCCUCCAAAGUUCGCUACCAAGCUAGGCCGAGCGGUGGUCAAAGAAGGACAGAUGGGACGAUUUUCCUGCAAGAUCACUGGCCGACCCCAACCACAGGUCACCUGGCUCAAGGGAGAUGUUCCUCUGCAGCCAAGUGCCCGUGUGUCUAUGUCUGAGAAAAAUGGAAUGCAAGUUUUGGAAAUCCAUGAGGUCAGCCAGGAUGACUUGGGAGUGUACACAUGCAUGGUGGUGAACGGUUCCGGGAAGGCCUCCAUGUCAGCCGAGCUUUCCAUCCAAGUUCCACCAAGUCCAGCCUGGGAAAGCCAAAGUGUGUGGAGCAGGAACCUUGAGCAAGGUUCCAAGUCUCUACACUGGAAUUGCGCCCGCUUCCAAGUAUGA
Hipposideros armiger (great roundleaf bat) is the source of this 1067-nucleotide messenger RNA. RefSeq names its product myosin light chain kinase, smooth muscle-like. Lineage: Eukaryota; Metazoa; Chordata; Mammalia; Chiroptera; Hipposideridae. Bases 213 to 1067 code for a protein of 284 amino acids. The record is from RefSeq and is a predicted model, not a curated record. The transcript is spliced from 8 exons.